AUGUUAGCAUGUAGCACAUAUCACAGAGAUGUUGCACAUGCAUCACUUUUCAUUCAGAACACCUCAGUGACUGUAUGUAGCAUUGUGCUCAUGUUGGUGUUCUCGUAUAAACAAAGGAUUGAACAGAUCUGGGAUGGAUGGCUUACUGUGGUUUGUUAUACGGUGGUGAUCGUCCUGGCAGAUGUGGCUAACCUUGCAAGCACAGCACUGACCAUUGCCAUUCAGAGGGACUGGAUUGUGGUGAUCACUGGCUACAAUCGGGGUCACCUAGCUGGAAUGAAUGCAACCAUGAGGCGGAUAGAUCAGGUGACCAACAUCCUGGCCCCGCUCGCAGUGGGACAAGUCAUGACCCUGGCCUCCAACGUGGUUGGCUGUGGCUUCAUCCUGGGGUGGAACCUCUUCUCUCUUAUUGUGGAGUUCUUUUUCUUGUCGAGGGUAUACCGCAUUGUCCCUGCCCUAUCUGUCAAACCCCCAACAGCUGAGGGUGACCAGACACACCUGGAGAGGACCGAGGGGAGAAGCCCGCAAGGGGAAGGCAAUGUUGCCCAACCUCAUCCUCUGCCAGAAGAAAACUCCAACUCAAGCGUGCAUAGAAAAGAAAUCACCAACCUGCCACUGUGUUUUCAGAGGUUUCGCUGGCUGAUGAGCACAUGUAAAGAUGGCUGGAGGGCUUACUAUCGUCAGCCCGUUUUCCUGGCAGGAAUGGGUCUGGCCUUUCUCUACACGACAGUCCUGGGGUUUGACUGCAUCACUACUGGCUAUGCAUAUACGCAGGGCAUCAGUGGCUCUCUCCUUAGUGUGCUUAUGGGUGUGUCAGCUAUCACAGGGUUGAUGGGCACCGUGAUGUUCACCAAACUCAGGAAGACCUAUGGCCUAGUUAACACAGGCAUCAUCUCCAGCUGCCUCCACCUGGGCUGCUUGUUGCUCUGUGUGUGCUCUGUGUUCGCUCCUGGCAGCCCUAUGGAUCUUAGCUUGCUGAUGCCCUACUUUGCCUCCAAUUCCUCUGUUGAGCCUGGGGAGACUGCAACCCAAAAGCAAAAACACGCCUAUCCUCUGACAGGAGGGAGAAAUCAGCCACUGCUUCCUGAUCGCUCCUCCAUUCACUGGACCAACAACACUGUUCUAUUUGACAAUGUGCCCUCUGGAACAGCACCAGAAUCAUACAUUUCCAUUAUUCUGCUGUUCUUGGGUGUCAUCACAGCACGAAUUGGUCUGUGGUCUUUCGACUUGACUGUGACACAGCUUCUGCAAGAGACCAUCUCUGAGUCAGAGAGAGGAGUGGUUAAUGGGGUGCAGAGCUCUAUGAACUACCUAAUGGACCUUCUUCACUUCAUCAUGGUGAUCUCCGCACCCCAGCCAGAACACUUCGGCAUCCUGGUGAUCAUUUCUGUUUUAUUCAUCACCACCGGGCACUCCAUGUACUUCCUGUAUGCACAUAAAGCUAAGAGAAAGCAUCGCCUCGACAGGAUUCACACAUGAAAUUCGCCCCAGCACUGUUUUCCUUCUGUUCCGGUGAAAUGAUUGCCCCCCUUCUACUCUCCCUGCAACACCUUGCUCCUGACUCAGCCAUUCAUUUCUGCACAACACAGCAAGUGUCUAUCUCGCCUCAGAUGCUUCCUUGUGUGGCACAACAGCAGUUAUUCUGGAGAAGAAGAGUGGGAGACAAGAUCUCCAUUCUGGUUAACAUAUUGAGGUGAUAACAACAAAAAGAAAUGCUACUAGACAAUCGCCUGGGGGAAUCUAAUCUAUCAGACAACAAGACACAAAAGUAUCGGCUAAAGCAUCAGUAUAUGCCUGCACAAACUCCAGGAGAUACUGCAGCUUUUAAGACUUUCAGAUAAGUCAGUGAACUUACAAGGCUAUUGUGGGGGUGCAUUGGGUGGGGUGGACAGAUGGGGAGAUUUUCUCAUCUUCUAUCAGUUCAAAGUUGUUAUGGGGAAGAAAACUAAGGUGAUUAAUGAUGAUGAAGACAAGAUAAAAACUGCAUUCUCACAAGUGGCAAUGAUGUUACUGAUCCGUCCACUUGGAAAUAUUCCAGGAUGUCCAAAAAGGAACAUAAAGGGAACUUGAUGUGAGAUUGUUUACUUUUUUAAAAAAAGAAAAAAAGAAAGGCAGCCUCCCCUUUUAAUGGACAAAGUGAAAGGAUAAGAGUAUUCACUUCCCCUGGUUUGUUUCUCUGUGGAUGAAUCAUGUGGACAUUUGCCUUUCCUAUAUAUGUGUAAACCUUUUUUAUGAUGACAUCAUGGGUCACGGCAGGUACUCUAGUCAGACUGUCACAAAAUCAAUUUUACCUUAACUGCUUGUGUAUUUUGAGAAAUAAAAGCAUUUGCCAAACUUUCUUUUUUUCACCAAAAGAGUGAUGUUAAUAGUUUUAAAUAAAUCAAAGGAUUCUAUCUUGUUUUUG
Menidia menidia (Atlantic silverside) is the source of this 2404-nucleotide messenger RNA. NCBI's taxonomy places the organism in Eukaryota, Metazoa, Chordata, Actinopteri, Atheriniformes, Atherinopsidae. The record is from the annotation of a GenBank genome assembly.